Messenger RNA from Vicia faba (fava bean), 465 nucleotides. Lineage: Eukaryota; Viridiplantae; Streptophyta; Magnoliopsida; Fabales; Fabaceae. The record is from the annotation of a GenBank genome assembly.
AUGUACUGGAGUUGGACCUCAAAACUCUCACUGGUUGGCUUAUCUCUAUCACCUCCUGUGUUGGACCACCACGUCGAUCCCACGCUGAAGAACAAAAGCAAGAGUUCUAAGAAGCUAAGUUUUCACCUCUAUGUCAAACGAGAAGAAGCAAUGGCUCCUUAUCUUGCAUAUGCAGUCAACAGAAGAUCGCAAAUUUGCAAUGAACCUGGACAAUUGGUCAUUUGGAACAGAGUUAUCGAAACUUGCAGUCAUAUUGCUUCUACCAUUGCUUUUCAAGUCGUAGUUCCAAUCCUAAAGCAAUGCUUUAGGCUUGAAGACCUGAUACAAGUUAAUCCAAGAGUGAGCAUAAUGAGUUCAAGGUUGUGUUCACCCAAACACACUCCUCAUACUCAUCUAUACUCCGAUUUUCCGUUCAAAACCUUAGAUUCACAUCCAACACAACUGCAAAACCUCUUGUCAUUGUAA